Messenger RNA from Rangifer tarandus platyrhynchus (Svalbard reindeer), 300 nucleotides. NCBI's taxonomy places the organism in Eukaryota, Metazoa, Chordata, Mammalia, Artiodactyla, Cervidae. The record is from the annotation of a GenBank genome assembly.
AUGCUUUUUUUCCCUACUUGCUGUCAGGACAAUGUCUUUAGAAUUAUGGGCACAUGUUUGCAGAAAUUCAGCUAUUAUUAUCUCUAUGAUUUAAGAUCCUUUAACAUUUUCUUUAUUCAAGUCCACAGUUCUGAGGAUCUACCCUGGUCAGAUAUCUGCUUCAGGCGAGGCUUCUGCAGUGAAUGUAAACAGAACUUUCAAUCUGGAGGGCUUGUUCAGGACCCUACCCCUGUCUCCCUCCUGUCUUCACUUUCAAGAAUCUCUCCUCAAGAGACAAGCACCUCAGUUCCCCACAUGUGA